Molecule: messenger RNA, 2644 nt
Organism: Photinus pyralis (common eastern firefly)
Lineage: Eukaryota; Metazoa; Arthropoda; Insecta; Coleoptera; Lampyridae
Exons: 7
Coding region: 886-2346 (486 amino acids)
Biological process (GO): transmembrane transport
Cellular component (GO): membrane
Molecular function (GO): transmembrane transporter activity
Source: RefSeq, a predicted model, not a curated record
AAGUGAAGUGUGUUAGGUAUAUUUAAUCUAAUUACAUAAUUAUAUAUCUUUAAAGAACGAUUAGGUCUUUAUAGCCGUAUUAAUUCCCGGCGCCAAAGUGUCCCGGCGGCGUAAUUACUAUCUGUAGUACUGUACAGUUCCUACCUACUCCCUACCGGGGUACAGAUUGGAAUCGACAACAUGCGUUCUUCCUUAUUUCUAACUAAGGCACAGAGCCACAGUUAUCAAUCACGCUAUCCCAUGACGCAACCUCUACCACUCAUACGUCCUAUUACUUAGGUACUUGUUGACUGCUAAUCGUUUGUGUGCAUUUGACACACUAAUAGGUUUCAGUACUAUUACCCUUUGAUAUUAUCGUCCCAUAGUCUUUUAAAUGACAUCGUGUGUUUUAAAGGGUGAGUACUGAUUUGAGGUGUUUGAGGGCGAGGAAGCAUGAAAAAGAAAACUUGCUGCACUGAUGCAUUGUGACCAUUGCGCGUUAAAUUUUCGCUUUCUGAAGGUGUCCACCGAGUUGAUGCAGCCAGAACAUGUUUUGUGAAUACUCCACUAAGCCUUUCAGUCGUUCAUUUCGCAAAAAUGUAUAUCAUUUUAAAAAUGAACGUCAUAAGUGCAUGUUUUUAAACUAAGAUACAGCGGUGUGACAACAGCAUAACAUGUUGAAUAAUUGAUAUGACCUCUUCUUGCUCUCAAUACAUCUCCAGUAUGAUAUGAUUGAACGAUAUGACCUAAACAAAUCCGAUAUUAUUAUUUUUUGUAUCUUGGCUUCGCACUGAAUGGAUUUUCUUUUUCUCAGUUCAUCCCAAGGUUUUCGUGAGGAUUAUAUAUCGGAAAUAGUGUUAUUUUCCAUAGAAUAUACUCGUACUAGUAUCAAACAACCAGUCGACGAUGCAAUCAAUCAAUCAAGCCGAAGAGCAAGAUAAGACGCCAGCCACUUUUUGCGUACGAGUGCGUUCAAUUCUGUCUCUAGUUACCGUAGAGCCUUUAAUGUUUCUGUUCGUGUUUCCAAGCAUGCUGCUAACUUUAUCAAUAGUUAAUUUGCAUAUGGACAAAGCUUGCCGGGUCAAUUUGCAAUUAAAUGCGUCAGUGUGCGAUGGAUUAUCCCAGCGUAAUUCAAGCAUGUACACCAGUGAAGAAGAGAAUAUGGUUCAGAGAAUGGUGGCGAACAUGAAUAUGUGGAAAGCCGUAAUCCAAAGUGUUUUACCACCGUGUUUGCUCCUUAUGUUGGGAGCAUGGAGUGACAAACACAACCGUCGUAAGCUGCUAAUGGGGUUUCCCAUAGUUGGAGAAGUUAUAACCGUAACUGGUUUUAUAUUGUGCACGUAUUUCUUUUAUGAAUUGCCUAUGGAGGUCACUGGUGUGGUUGAAUCUCUACCUACUUCGGCAACUGGUGGAUGGUUCGUUAUGUUUAUGGCGGUUUACAGCUACGUGGGUGCCGUUUCGACUCUAGAAUCGAGAACGCUUAGAAUUGGGGCACUUAAAAUAUGUGCCACGGGUUCUAUUAUGGUCGGGACGGCAAUGAGCGGAAUUUGUUAUCGAUUAAUCGGUUUGUAUGGAAUUUUUUCUACGGCGCUCUUUCUAUUCGUGGUUGGCUUAAUUUAUACGGUGUUAGUUAUUCGUGAAGUUGGAACUGCCGCUCCACAAGCAAAUAAGUCGACAUAUACAUCGUACAAGGACUUCUUCAACUAUCAACACAUGAAGUCUACAUUUUACUUUGCAUUUAAACGAAGAGACGGAAAUCGGCGCGCAAGAAUGUUCGUGAGUUUUGUGCUGCUUUGUUUAACUUUUGGCCCUGUACAAGGUGAGACUAGUGUGGUGUAUUUAUUUAUUCGCAAACGUUUUCAGUGGAGCGAGGUAGAGUUUAGUAUUCUAUUCAGCAUCAAAAUUGUCUUACACCUAGUAGGAACUGUACUGCCACUACUGAUACUUUCCAAAUAUUUAAAAAUGGACGACACUGUUAUUGGAAUGAUCUGUUAUCUGGGAAAAUUUGUUUCUGGUUUUUUGUGCGCCUUUAGUACGUCACCUCUAAUGUAUUGUAUAGGCAUGGUGGUAGAAAUGUUUUCUCCAACAACUUUCAUUACAGUGAGAUCAAUUGGAACUAAAUUGGUAUCGGUCGAAGAACAAGGAAGAUUGAACGCGCUAAACUCUAUAUUUGAAGCCUUAAUUCCGUUAGGAUUCGUAUCGGUCUACAACUUUGUCUAUAAGAAAACAAUUGAUUUUUUCCCCGGAACCUUUUACAUUGUGUCCAGUUUGACAUGCAUACCAACCAUGAUUCUAUUGGGAUGGUUAUAUCUUCAACGAAAACAUGACAUCGAAGAAGACAAAAUGCACGAACAAUCAACCCUUUAACAUUUUCCUCGUCUAUUCAUACUAAAUUACUUACACGCAUAUAACAUAAAUGGUUUUUCAAACACAUAUGACCGGGGUGCAAUGAUAAAUAAAGUAUGUCAAGUAAGCAAAACUAUUUCGUUUAGCUCACCCCGAAUCCAUAUUAUAAUAAUGAGUUAAAGUCAAGAAUAAAAAUGAUCAGAAAACCACUUGGUUAACGGCGCAAAAAAAAUCACUCAGAAAAUCAAAUCUAAAUUGAAACGAAACUCAUCAAAGGGAAUAAGGUAAAUUCCUUUUUGAAUUCACCAGAACAGACUAA